This is a messenger RNA of Fopius arisanus, 5174 nucleotides long. Its product is annotated as protein toll. The coding region runs from base 270 to 4178 and encodes 1302 amino acids. Gene Ontology annotation, molecular function: protein binding. The transcript has a single exon. Gene Ontology annotation, biological process: signal transduction. The record is from RefSeq and is a predicted model, not a curated record. NCBI's taxonomy places the organism in Eukaryota, Metazoa, Arthropoda, Insecta, Hymenoptera, Braconidae.
GUCUCUUCACCGAGACAGUUGUGCAACAAAUAACCGCUCCUGUUUUCACUCCACGCGUAAUACCCGCACAUUCAACAAACCGGAAUAAUGAUUAGAGUGAUCGUUGAAAAGUUUAACCUCAUUGCAAAUCAAUACUAAUUGAGGAAAAAGUUUGAACAAUAGCUGUGACAAAGUGGAGGGUGAUGUGAUUAUGUGUGCGUGACGAUAGAGGAUAUACUGUUUAUUUUUGUUUGUAAUAAAUACCUGAGGAAAAACUGGUGGAAGGUAUAAUGGGGUUACACAUUGUUCAGUGGUUGACACUAGUGUUGUCAUUAUCCACUGUAUUGUGUCGUAGUAUUACAAGUUUAGAAGCUCCUCGUGGCUGCGAGUGGAGGAGAGACUAUAAUUCUGAGAAACAGAGUUUGCUUUGUAGACUGAGAACUAUAGCCAAUGCCGUUGAACUGAUUGGUAAUCUAUCAACAAUACAAGCGGAUUCGGUAACGUCGCUCAUUCUUGAGUGCAAUGAUGCUUUGUUCUUUGAAUCUCAGAUCGAGGAUCCCAGGGAUUUUUUGACACCACUGAGACACCUUCAAGAACUUACUAUCGAACGUUGCAAGAUACGAUAUUUGCCGGCUGGUGCAUUUGCAUCAGCUCGCAAUCUACGUAGUUUGACCAUAAGAACACGCAACAAUGACUGGUCUGGAAUGUCACUGGAGAUCAAUCGUGAUGCACUGAGGGGUCUCGAGGGUCUGCGAGAUUUGGAUCUUGGUGAUAAUAAUGUAUGGUCAUUGCCGACGGAACUUUUGUGCACAGUGCCUGAACUCGUGAGUUUGAACUUAACGCGCAACAAGUUACAGGACGUUCUGUCACUGGGUUUCUCCCAGCGUUUGUCAAUGUGCACACCAAAGCUUGAAAUACUUGAUUUAAGUGACAAUGACUUGAGUGCACUGCCCGAUCGUUCGUUCAAUGGUCUUGUUAAAUUGACAAAUCUCAUGCUGCAGGACAACGAUAUACGGCAUAUUGGGGAUCACGCGCUAGCUGGAUUAUCGGAUUUAACGAGAUUAAAUGUAUCGAGUAAUAGACUUGUUGCGUUACCACCGGAGUUGUUCUCGGACACGAGAGAAUUGCGGGAACUUGUGCUAAGUAAUAAUUCACUUGCUGUGCUAGGGCCGGGAUUGUUAGACAGUUUGGAAAAACUGCAGUCGUUGGAUCUAAGUGAUAAUGAGUUGACUAGUCGUUGGGUUAAUCGUGACACGUUUUCACAACUCGUGAGACUCGUCGUUCUGGACCUGUCUUACAAUGAUCUGACAAAACUAGACAGCAAUGUUUUUAAGGGCCUCUACAGCCUCCAGGUAUUGGAGGUGGAGCACAAUAACAUCGACACGCUGGGCGAUGGUUGCUUCGCUUCACUCAGGAAUUUACAUUCUUUGACUCUCUCACACAAUCGAAUUUCACGUUUUGAGCCGAGUCACACGGUGGGUCUUGGCUCGCUUGUACAGUUCUUCUUGGAUGGUAAUAAGCUGCACAAUGUGCACCGUCAUGCCUUUGUUAAUGUUACAAGCCUACAAGAGCUAUCGCUGAGCGGAAAUUCAUUUACGGAUGUGCCGGAGGCAAUACGUGAGUUACGAGCCCUGAAAACACUGGAUUUGGGUAACAAUAGGAUAUCGAAGAUUGAUAAGGAGUCAUUCGCAGGGCUUGAUGAAUUGUAUGGGUUGAGGCUGGUUGAUAAUAAACUAGAGAAUGUCACGAGAGAGGCUUUUUCCGGGUUACCGGAGUUACAAGUGUUGAAUCUUGCAAGUAAUUCCAUAAGGCACGUUGAACAGAGCGCUUUCUCGAGUAAUCCAAAGCUGCGAGCCAUAAGACUUGACGAUAAUCAGUUGACAGAGAUACGAGGGGCAUUCACCAGUCUCACUACUCUUCAAUUGCUCAAUGUGUCGGAUAAUAAACUACUGUGGUUUGACUACAGCCAUCUGCCAUCGAGUCUUGGCUGGCUCGACAUACACAACAAUCAGAUAAGCGAGCUGGGAAAUUUCUACAUGGUCCAGGGAAAUCUUCACAUUAAGAUGCUAGACGCCAGUUACAAUCUCAUCACUGAAAUAUCGGAUUCUAGCAUACCCGAUGGUAUUGAGACACUGCGACUGAAUAACAAUAGGAUAAGGAGUGUUGCACCCGGUACAUUUUUGAGGAAAACCAGUCUGGAGAAGGUGAUUCUCUAUGGAAAUGAAAUAAAACAUCUAGAUAUUGCGGCUUUGGCUAUUCAGGAGGUACCGGUGGAGCGGGAUUUGCCUGAGUUUCAUAUCGGUGAUAAUCCCUUCUUGUGCGACUGCUCGAUGGAGUGGCUUCCCAAGAUCAAUGAGCAGCCGAGACCUAGGGAGUACCCCAGGGUCAUGGAUCUGGAUGCUGUGACGUGCGACAUGGUCCACAUAAGGGCAACACCGAGACGUCCAUUACUCUCGCUUAGGGCCAAGGACUUUCUCUGCCGAUACGAAGCUCACUGCUUCGCUCUGUGUCAUUGUUGUGAUUUUGACGCUUGUGAUUGUGAAAUGACUUGUCCCGAUAAUUGUUCGUGUUAUCAUGAUCACAGUUGGUCGAGUAAUGUCGUUGAUUGUUCCAAUGGUGGUUAUAAGGAUGUACCGGAGAGAAUUCCCAUGGAUGCCACAGAAAUUUAUCUCGAUGGCAAUGAUCUUGGGGAUUUGGGUAGUCACGUAUUUAUUGGCAAACGCAGACUCGAGGUAUUGUAUUUGAAUAACAGUGCCAUUUCCGCUCUCCAUAAUCGAACAUUCAAUGGUGCACCGGCAUUACGUGUUUUACAUCUUGAGGGUAAUGCACUGAGGGAGCUCAGGGGAUUUGAGUUCGAUCAACUGGAAAAACUAUCAGAGCUCUAUCUGGACCACAAUGCUAUUGCAGAAGUUGGCAAUACGACUUUUAAUAAAAUGAAGAGUCUCGAAGUGUUGAGAUUGGAUAGCAAUAGAAUCGUCGAUUUCAGGCCAUGGGAGGCAUUAGCUGGAACGGGAGCUGGUGCAAGAGUUGCACUUGAGGGUAAUGCUUGGAACUGUGAUUGCAGUCAUACCGCUAAAUUGAGAGCUUGGUUGGGACAGCAUGAUGGCGAUGCUGAGAAGAUGUAUUGCAGAGAUGGCACAGAAACUCUUGCCCAGGCACUGAGACGCUGUGGUGAUCCAUCCACCGAGGCUGUCUCCAGGGGUGUACCAGAUACAGCUCCCAUGGGUGGUAACUUUGUACCUCUACUCGCUGGUGCACUUGUUGUGGUAAUUGUCAUUUGCCUGGUCGUUGCACUUGCUUUUGCAUUCAGGCAAGAUGUACGUUUGUGGGCGCACUCCAAGUAUGGACUUAGAUUGGGCAAAGUAGCAACUCCACUCGAUGAAGAACGUGACAGACUCUACGAUGGCUACAUCAUAUACAACGAGAGAGAUCAGGACUUUGUUUCCGGCUGUUUAUCAGCUGAAUUGGAGCAAUCGGGAUUGAGUCUUUGUCUUCAUUAUCGUGAUUUGCCACCAUCGAGACACCAGGAGGCUUUACCAUCAGCUGCAGCAGCAGCUCGACGAAUUGUCUUGGUAUUCUCACCAGUAUUCUUCGCGAAUGAGUGGCAGCAUCCUGAAUUUCGGGCAGCUCUUCGGUGUGUACUCGAUACCAUUAGGCCGAGUGUAAGACGGCGGAGGGUUGUCAUUCUUCUGGCAGCCGAGGCACCCCGUAAUCAGGAUACCGAGUUGCAAUUGCUACUUCAGACGUGCGAGGUCAUCACAUGGAGUGACAAGCGUUUCUGGGAGAAACUGAGAUUCGCUAUGCCAGAUCCAGCGGACAAAAGGCGAGAUGGAAAGAAGAUCAACGGUGACAGAUGUGGUGUGAGGGUACCGGCGCGUUACACAGCCGCACCCACGGCACCAGCGGACCUAUGGGCCAAACCAAAUGGCAUUUUGGUCGCUCCGGUUCAUCAUGCACCCACGCCAACCCCUACGCAGUCGACCUACGUUAGUUCCGCAUCGAGCAGAACUGAGGACGAGGACAGCGGUGCUGAGCAUCAGCAUCACGGUGGCUACAGUGCCCUUCACACUGCCAAUGGUAGACCAGCGAGUCUUUCCUCACGUGGUAGCCAUCUUUACAGUACUAUACCGGAGCCACCAUUGUCGCAGGGACAACUUGGUGGUGGUAUGCCUGUUAAUCCUCGUACUUAUUUUGUGUAGCUUACAUCCGUGUAUUUAAAGAAAUAUCGUAAAGUGUCGGGCCAGAUUGCUUUCAUCCAAUUUUAUCCCUUCGAGUUUCUUCACUCAAACUCCCACGUUUGUACAUAAGACUUUCUUUUUUUUUUAUUCAUUUGAAUAAAAAUAUGUAGGGAUUUAAGAUGAAAUUUAUUGUUGUGAGGAAGUGCGGAGGGAGAGUUCUCUGGACGCUCCGUGUGAACCCAUCUUUCCUAGGGUUCCUCUAACUAAGACUGGAAAUGAAUGGGAUGUGAAGCGGUUGUAUGGUAAUUGAAUUGCAGUGAGAAGCGUGUAAUUAUUGGCUGUCAGGUGAGGGACAGACGUGAGUUAUGGGCUCGAUGACGGCAAAGUCCAUACAUGAAGACUUAUAGCGAACGUUGAUAAUUUUUAUAUUGAUUUCUAUGCCUGCUCUUACUUCUCGAGAAAUGCCACCAGUAGUAGUUCCUUGAACUUGCCGGCAUUUACAUUUUUCAUAGGUUGUUUUUUAUAUUAUUCGACGAAGUGUGGAGGGGGAAAUGGAAAAAAAAAGUUAAAAAAAAAAUAAGUAAACAAGACUCACGUUAUUUGAGGCAACUUAGCGUCACGUUACCUCAUUCUGUCCAAUUGCCGACUGUGGCUUUCAUGUCUGUGAAGCCACCCAACGCUUAUUAGUCCAUAAGGAAAGAAACCUCUGUAAAUAGUGUAUCUACUUUUGUAUAUAGAACGAGAAAAAAAGAAAACAGCGGGUUUGUUUGAGACAAAUCUCCAAGGGCCCAUCCUAUAAAUGUUCUUAUAUUAUAAUAUUUCUUAGAACAAAUGUGAAAAAUCUAAGACGAGAGCGAAAACUUAAACUGUAUUCUAUUGUUGUAAAUAGUGUUUCACGCGAUGCAUUUUAUUCACCUGUUAUACUAAAUUAAUUCAUGAACGAGAUGAAAGACACCAUUGAACGAAUUUUUUUUCUAAUAAAAAUGAGAAAAAGAAAGAGACUACGAAGUAUUGAUA